UUCGUAAUCGUUCGUACGGUUUUCCUAUCACCGUGUCUCACGUGCACGAUCAGACGGCGCACGAUCGUAAGCUUCGACGAGUUUCUUCGCAUCUAUUGAGGUCUAAAGUCCAUUCGAAAUACCCUAGCAAUGUCUACACUCCGAUAAGCAGAAAGGAGAAUACAUUCUUACGAGUCGUGAGCCGAUAAAACUGAGCGAGAAACGCAGGAGGAUGCAUAUUUCCUUGAAAUACCUGAUUCCUUAAAAGGAUCUUCCAAAGGAAUGAUAGCCAAAAGGCCAAGAAACGUCCUAAAGGCGUUUCUUCUUCCUAAGACGACGGAUAACCGAAGGGGAAUAUUUUUUCAAAGGGACAAACCACUCGCCUCUGAGGUACUAACGAAUUAUCUUCUUCAAACGAAGGAGCCACCAUGGACCUCGUACUUUGUCAAAUACGCCGACGUUGUCAACGAUCAGAGGGGCAUGUCCCACUUCAAUUGGUCAGUAGCUCAUAGCAAUUAUCACGUAUUAAGGACAGGCUGUUUUCCUUACAUCAAGUAUCACUGUACAAGACGACCAAGGCAGGACCUUAGUACCGACGACAAAUUCUUCAAGGCGAUCAAGAUACUUAACCUUGGGCAAACUUUUAAAACUCGAUCCAAUUCAUUCGAACGUCUGUGGCGUGCAGGAGCAGCUCGACUGGCCUAACCUGAACAGGUGGAUGGCAGAGGUCAAACGUAACGUCGAAUCGCAUACAACGUACCAAGUUGCAGGAAACUAGUCGUAAAUCGAGCCGAGUUCGAGUACUUCGCCGUGGGCGCCGAUAUAACGGUGACGGUCGGGUCGCCUGUGGCCUCCUUUCCGUCCUCCUUCCAUUCCUCUCUUCUUCUCUCAGAGACACGCGCGCGCUCAUUCUCCGGACUCCUCUUCAUCGACUACAAGACGACGAUUCGUCUAACUGUACAUAUUCGUCCGUAUUAUGCCGGUCUUUUACUUUACUCCGAAGACGGAGUCUUUAAUAUCUACGUUUACUCGUCAAAAUAUGUUACUUGUAUUACGUGCCUAUUAUAGAUUAGAUGUAUAAAUAUACGCGCUUAUGAAUCAUUGUUAUAUUACAUGCCAUUGGAAAUAAUUAGACCCUUUGGCGGUGCAAGUGCGUAAGUUAUAUCGUCUUCCUACGUCUAAUUAACCAACGCAUUUUCUUCCUCCUUCUAUCAAGAUGAAAUAAUAAAGAGCAAAGAUUUUCUAAUCA
This is a messenger RNA of Vespa crabro (European hornet), 1228 nucleotides long. RefSeq lists its product as uncharacterized. The transcript has 4 exons. Lineage: Eukaryota; Metazoa; Arthropoda; Insecta; Hymenoptera; Vespidae. The coding region runs from base 262 to 684 and encodes 140 amino acids. The record is from RefSeq and is a predicted model, not a curated record.